Molecule: messenger RNA, 2587 nt
Organism: Callithrix jacchus (white-tufted-ear marmoset)
Lineage: Eukaryota; Metazoa; Chordata; Mammalia; Primates; Cebidae
Gene: HYAL4
Product: hyaluronidase 4
Biological process (GO): carbohydrate metabolic process; hyaluronan catabolic process
Cellular component (GO): cytoplasmic vesicle
Molecular function (GO): hyalurononglucosaminidase activity
Source: RefSeq, a predicted model, not a curated record
GUCUUCUAGAGUGCAUUAGGGCAGAAGACAACGUAAGAUUUUUAUCUUACCAUGAAAGUAUUAUCUGAAGGACAAUUAAGGCUUUGUGUUGUUCAACCAGUACAUCCCACUUCGUGGCUCCUUAUAUUUUUUAUUCUAAAGUCUAUCUCUUGUUUAAAACCUGCUCGACUUCCAAUUUAUCAAAGGAAACCUUUUAUAGCUGCUUGGAAUGCUCCAACAGAUCAGUGUUUGAUAAAAUAUAAUUUAAGAUUAAAUUUGAAAAUGUUUCAGGUGAUUGGAAGUCCACUGGCCAAGGCCAGGGGGCAAAAUGUCACUAUAUUUUAUGUCAACAGAUUAGGAUACUAUCCAUGGUAUACAUCACAAGGGGUCCCCAUUAAUGGGGGUCUCCCACAGAAUGUAAGUUUACAAGUACAUCUGGAAAAAGUUGACCAAGAUAUUAAUUAUUACAUCCCUGCUGAAGAUUUCAGUGGACUUGCUGUUAUAGAUUGGGAAUACUGGCGACCACAGUGGGCCCGGAACUGGAAUGCAAAAGACGUCUACAGACAGAAGUCAAGAAAGCUUAUUUCCGACAGAGGAAAGAAUGUAUCAGCUACCGAUAUUGAAUAUUUAGCUAAAGUGACCUUUGAAGAAAGUGCAAAAGCUUUCAUGAAAGAAACCAUCAAACGGGGAAUUAAGAGCCGCCCCAAAGGCCUUUGGGGUUAUUACUUAUAUCCUGAUUGCCACAAUUAUAACGUUUAUGCCCCAAACUACACUGGAUCAUGCCCAGAAGAGGAAAUCUUGAGGAACAAUGAGCUCUGUUGGCUUUGGAACAGCAGCGCUGCUUUAUAUCCUUCCGUCGGUAUCAGGAAGUCCCUUGGAGGCAAUGAAAACAUUUUGCGCUUCUCCCAAUUUCGGGUGCAUGAAUCCAUGAGAAUCUCCACUAUGACAUCUUACGAUUAUGCUCUGCCUGUAUUUGUCUACACAAGGCUAGGGUACAGAGAUGAGCCUUUAGUUUUUCUUUCUAAGCAAGAUCUAGUCAGCACCAUAGGAGAAAGUGCUGCCUUGGGAGCUGCAGGCAUUGUUAUUUGGGGAGACAUGAAUUUAACUUCAUCCAAGGCCAACUGUACAAAGGUGAAGCAGUUUGUGAGUUCUGAUUUAGGGAGCUACAUAGUCAAUGUGACUGGAGCUGCUGAGGUGUGCAGCUUUCACCUCUGCAGGAACAAUGGGAGGUGCAUAAGGAAGAUGUGGAACGCACCCAGUUACCUUCACUUGAACCCUGCAAGUUACCACAUAGAGGCCUCUGAGGACGGGGAAUUUACUGUGAAAGGAAAAGCAUCUGAUACAGACCUGGCAGUGAUGGCAGAUAAGUUUUCCUGUCAUUGUUAUCAGGGAUAUGAAGGAGCUGAUUGUAGACAAAUGAAGAUGGCUGAUGGAUGCUCUGGGGUUUCCCCUUCUCCUGGCUCACUAAUAACACUGUGUCUGCUGCUUUUAGCAAGUUAUCAGAGCAUUCAGUUGUGAGAUAAUUGAGUUUAAAGGGAAUUAUGUGGCCUCUAGCCAAGUCGUUUAAAGAAAGAUGUAACUUAUGACAAUUUUUUUCUCCUAUGAAUUCUAUUGAGAGGUAUUAUAAGUAGACAUUAUGUAUGUCAUAACAUAAACAGAGGCAUAUUAUUAUAUUCGCCUCCAAUUUGGCUAGGAAACCAGAUCUGUAGUAAGGUCAAUGUACGCUUCUUCCUUAUUGGAAUAUUUAAGUUACAUUUAAAUUAAAGUUAGUAUAAUUUACUUUUAAUGUGAAUGAACAUACAUAAAAGUAUACAUUAAACAUUAAAUUAUUGAUUUCAAAGACUGUUUCUUCAAGUUGUCAAUUUUUUUAAGGACGUAUCAUCUGAUUUAACAGAAGGAGUUCAAGACCAGCCUGGACAAGAAAGCAAGACUGUACCUUUACUAAAAGCAAAAAAGCUGGCACAGUGAAUUGCCCCUGUAGUCCUAGCUACUCAGGAGGCUAAGGUGUGAAGAUUGCUUGAGCCCAGGAGAUUGAGACUGCAGUGAGGCUGGGUAACAGAAUGAGACAGUUUCAGAAUUUUUUUUUUAACUAUAUCAAUAUUUCUCACUGCUGAGCUAAGAAUAAAAUUUCCUCUCUUAUUCAAGAACAAAAUUUACUGAUACUCAAAAGUAAAUUACAGUUCCCUUUUCAAGGAAAAGGAGACAGUAAUUGUGUUUUUCUGUUGUAUUUGUUGAGAACACUGUUUUCUGUCUAAUUGCCUUCCUUGGUAAAUAAUCUUUUUCUAUUUGUUUUAAUGUGUUAUGUCUAUUUUUGGAGUUCUAUAGUUUUGGUCCAGUGUCUAAGUGGACGUUUUUUCCUUCUUAUCCUGCUUGGCACAUAGAACAUUCUCACAGGCAGAUCAAUGACUUCCAUAAAUUCCGAAAAUUUCUUGGCCACUAUCUCAUCAAAUAUUAUCUCUUCCUAAUUCUCUUUAAAUCUCUCUUUCAUAAUUCCUUAUCUUUCUAGGUUGCAGUGAGGGCAUUUGUUUUCAGACUUGUUUUUCACUUUAUAAUGAUCUCUUUGGCCAUAUCUAAUCUAAUCUUCUGUGUGACUCACAUGAAGUUUUAA